Ostertagia ostertagi is the source of this 3330-nucleotide messenger RNA. NCBI's taxonomy places the organism in Eukaryota, Metazoa, Nematoda, Chromadorea, Rhabditida, Trichostrongylidae. The record is from the annotation of a GenBank genome assembly.
AUGCAAACAAUCGAAGAGGCGGCAGCAGAAAUGCAACACCAUGGUGGUGCUGUUAACGUAGCUCCCGUAUCAUGUAGCGGUCCGACUGCAACUACAGCUACACCUAUGCCCGCUUUAACUUCUGCAGCUGAAAGAGAGCAAAGUGACAUCGAAAAGGCUAUAGCUGAAUCGUUAAUCUCGCAAGGUCCUCCGGGAAAUCGUUCUUACGUGUCAUCAUUACCUGCAAACCCUGAAGAGAUGUUGAGGAAAGAGGGUGUUUCGGUUGGGCUACACAAUACGGGUAACACCUGCUGGUUUAACGUGGUAGCUCAACUGCUAUUCCACCUACCUCGUUUUCGUCGAAUUGUUUACGAAUACGCUCCGAAGGAACCAGAUUCAAAAUCUGAAGAUCCUGUGCAGAAAGCGGACAUAACGGAAGCCGAUCUCGUGGAAAAAAUGAGGUAUUUGUUCGCAAGUAUGGAUCUUGGAAAUAGACGGUAUAUCGACCCGAGUGAAGCGCUCAACGUCGUCAGUGCCUUAGCAGCUCGCAGUAAAAGUGACGUGAUUCUUGGCCGGCAACAGGAUGCAUCAGAGAUGAUGUCGAACUUGAUGGAAUGGAUGGAGAAGGGAUUGGCAUUGCAAGAAACUGGUCAGGAAUCGGAACAAAACGCUGAAGUGAUUGAGCAAUCAUCACCACUUGUGAGCAGUCGCAGUUUGGAGGCAAUGGAGAUUUCUCCGGUGGCUUCGGUCGAUGCGGCGGGCUCUGCAUUUAUGGAUUCGGCAGUGUCAGACCAAAAAGAAGGAGAUGUCGCCAAAACUGAGGAUAUGAACGUAGACACGCAGCAACCCGAUGCCAAAUCGCCCUCACGUCAAUCAAAUUUGGACUGUAUUCAAGCUCUUUUUCACGGUUGUCAAGCAGAGCGUGGCAGUAACGAUAUUACAAACUCAUGGCAUAAACUGGAAUACACCUCGUUAUUUCCUGUUCAUGUCUCGCACGGUAACUUGCACGAUGCUCUUGAAGCUCAUCAAUUCCUGAAUGAUUCCGGAAAAGAGCCAUGGUUUGAGACCUUACCCGCCGUCCUUAUUUUUUCUUUGGGUCGCUACUUUUUCAAUGGUACAAAAGGAGAAACGGAAAAACUGAACAUGCGAUUCCACUUUCCUCGUACAAUCUACAUGGAUCGAUACAUGGCGAGCAACUAUGACUAUGUCAGCAGUAUACGAGAAACACGAAACCACCUACGAAGCGAGCUGUCUAAUGUUCGUGCUGAACUGAAAGGUUUGAAUGAAUUCCCAAUCGGAGACCGUACUGAAAAGCUUGUGAAUAUCCUUAGUGCAGCGCUUUUGUUUGCUAGAGGAAGCAGCACCAAAACUGAGAAGAUGGAUGAAGGUACUGCCGCUGACCCGUUACCAGGUCCGGUAUGUGCAAACAAGAUGCAGUCAUUCAUUGAGGAAAAACUUGCAGUGACUCCCGUUGCGGCAAAUUCGGAACAGCUUGCUGCGUUUGCACCAGAGUUGGAGAAUACAAUAAGAGAUCUGAAAGAAAAGCAUAAACAGCUAUGCGAUCGUGAAACAGAGUUGAUAAAAUCAAUCGAUAAUAUCUAUGAAAAGGACGAUCUAAAGAAGCAUGGAUAUCGGCUCCACGCUGUAGCCAUACAUCAAGGUCAAGCGAGCGCAGGCCAUUACUGGGCAUACGUGAGGAAAGGAAACGACGACUCUCAAUGGGAGAAGUUUAAUGACCAAAGAGUUGAAAGUGCAGCGUGGGGCGAUAUAGAGGCGGAAGCAGUCGGAGGUAUUCGAACUACAUCGGCGUACUUCCUACUAUAUGUCAGUUCCUCUGCAGAGCCAUGGCUCUUUUCAGGUGGGUGUGCAUCCGAAAACAUGUUUUCUGAAGUUGUUCUUGCUUCUCCUGUUCUAGCUCACACUAAUUUAGAUGACUGCCCCACCUCCUCAUUCCUCACGAAUGAUAUUCGAGAACAGGUGGAAAAUGAAAACGCAGCGUUGGAAUCGGAAAUUGAGCGUUACCGCUGUACGCAGAAUGAAGACGCGAAAGGAAAUACCGAGUUUGAGGAUACACGUGAUGCUAUCGAGAAAGAAUUCGCUGCGCUCCCUCCCCCAAUUGGUAAUGAGGGUGAAUUGCUCGGUGGAACUCCUUUGGAAAGGGCGCUAGCAGAUCCUGAAAAUCUAGCUUUGCCUUUGUCACAUUGCUGCGAUCCAUUGUUUUCGGAAUCACUUUUCGAACAAGAAAAGCGGAAGUUGUUUUCGCUUCUGGAAUUCAAUUCUACGACUUACCCGUCCACGGUUAGUCACGAAAGUAUUAUUGAUACCCAGUCUAAACUAAUGUAUCGAAACGUCCUUAAACCAAUGUUCAUAGCGUUCGUGCGGAGGGCAGAAGCAAGCGGAGCAGUAGACGCUAGAGAAGUGUAUAACAGGGUGAUAAGUAGUUUUUAUGACGAAACUGACAACGUUGUAUGCUCUGAACGAUGUAAGGCAUUACGUUGUCUGCCUGACUUUUGGUACACAAUGGGGUACCGAGCCCCUGCAAAGGUAAUGCGGUUUGCCAUCGUGCGCGCUCUCGUCAAUGCGGAAUCCGAAGGAAUAGCGAGGUUUGCACGCGAAGAGAUCGACGAAUUCACCACUGUACCGCAUGCCGAGCAUUACCUCGUCGUCUUUCGGCACGCUUCUCAUUUGUAUGACUUGAUAAAGACUUUAUGGAGUGUUGUUCGUCAAGUAGCCACCGACAUGAAUCACAACAAUGCUGCGAAUUUGCCGCGACUCUCACUCAAAGCCGUUGAAAUGAACAUAAGAAUGCUGAAAAUGGUGAGGGCUGUGACACAUUUAUAUGCACGACUUUACGCAGAAAUUGGAAAUGUUCAGGGAUCUGUCUUCCUGGAACAUGCCGAUUAUAUUAUACCAAGUUACAUCAUACGAGGAAUCAACAUCAUCCCGGUCUUGUGGAUUUUUGCAACGCUGAUUCAAUUCCUUGUCGAUCGUGUCCCACCACGUGAUGAAAUCGCUCGAUUGCUAGCAGAAUCGAUGAGCACUGUUGAACUUCCAAUACAUCAACUUUCCAUUUGGGCACAAAGCGGAUGUAGAGAUGCCGAAAAGAGAAUUCAUGGGGCUACGCAAGCCGACCGGCAUUUCGAAACGCCACUGCAGAGCAUAAUAUCACCGGCGACAGACAUUUGUCAUGAAGUGGAACAGGCAGCCUGUCAAUUAUCACUUUUGGGAUUGGCAGAUCCCACGGAAGCGGACAGUGUGUACACAAGAUUGAUGGCAGUUGUUAGUGACAUCAUCAACAAUGCAAUGCAGAUGGAUGAUAAAGCUGGCACUGUUAUUCCGACCGCUUUUUAG